Molecule: messenger RNA, 1515 nt
Organism: Malus domestica (apple)
Lineage: Eukaryota; Viridiplantae; Streptophyta; Magnoliopsida; Rosales; Rosaceae
Product: protein PAL OF QUIRKY-like
Molecular function (GO): protein binding
Source: RefSeq, a predicted model, not a curated record
CUGAGGUUUGAACCCUCAAGCACCUCUCCUCCUCCAAAGCCCCUUCUCUCUCCUCUCCCUCUCGCAGCUCUCUCUUUCUCUCUCUAACCACCAAAACAGUCUGAAAGCCAUGGGCCUCAACAAAGCACCUGAACCGUUAAAACUCCUCUGCAGCUAUGGCGGAAAAAUCCUCCCUCGCCAUUCCGACGGCACGCUCCGGUACGUCGGCGGCCACAAUCGCGUCCUCUCCGUCGAUUCAUCCAUUACGUAUACAGAGCUAAUGGUGAAGCUUGCGGAGUUGUGUGGCUAUUCUGUUGAAUUGCGGUGUCCGUUGCCGAAUGGAGACUUGGAGACCUUGAUUUCCGUCAAGUCCGACGAGGAUUUGGCGAAUAUCAUAGAAGAGUACGGUCGAGCUUCUUCUCCCCCUCAUUCUCUGAAGAUCAGAGCCAUUCUCUCGCCGCCGAAGUCCCUGAAGCAAAUCUCGCCUCCGAUGUCUACUGCUACGAGCGGCGGCGACUCGUCCCCUUCGAAAUCGCUCUUCUCAUCCGCUGAUUCGCCUCGAGUUUCGCCCCCGCAACGGUUCGUUUCGCCUCAAGUCUCGCCACCGAGGCGCUACGUUUCGCCGCAAGUCUCGCCACCGAAACGGUACGCUUCGCCGCCUGCUAGAUACCCCGCCGGGCAUCAGCGAGGGUCCGGACGAGUCUGCUACUAUCCUUGCCAUCUCCAGCCUCAGAGUCAGAGGAGUGGCCCCUGCGACAUGUCGUAUGUUCAUCAUUACCAGCAGUAUCGUCACUACCACCAUCAUCCUCACUACCACCAUCAUCCUCACGUUCCCCAAUGCGACAUGUCGUAUGGAAGGAGCUUCACACAGAGGACAUAGAUGACGUAAUUAAUCAAAAAUAUAUUUUAAAAAACAUAUACAGAGGGUGAAAUUUUGUGAUUGCGUUUUGGAAUGAAGGAUUUUUUUUUUCUUCAUUUAAUUUUUUAUAUUUUUUUAUACAUAUUUUUCGAAGUCGUAUAUAAUGGCAAAGAAAAAUAUAGUAGUGCUUGAAAUUUGUGGCGCCGUCAAUCACGGUACCACUUUUAUCGUUUGGAUACCGUUUGUCGCCGUUAAUUCAGCGCUGUACACUGCCAGCAGUAUGUCCCUCCCUACGUGCCACGUAGUGCGUUAUUGUUUUCUACCGGACAAAAUAGUCCAAUUAAAGUCGGUUCGCCGUUGACACGUAACGUUUCUGUUACUCUAUUUCGUUGUUCAUGUUAAUAUUUGUAUUUUUGUGUGCUAAUUAUUUUUUCUUUUCCUUUUAUGUUUGCAGGUGGUGCUUGCGUUUCGCAUGUGAACCAGAUGUCGUUUUGGCUGCGGGCCCGUGAGGAAUAUUCCCAAACGCAUAUGCCUUGAAAUUAUAAGGACGGCCAGCCUGGUCUUUAGAUUUAGUGAUGAUUAAUUAGGACCCAUAAUAUGAGAAAUUUUGCAGUGUGCUGGAAACACGGUUUGGUACGUUAAAUGUUAUAAUAUAAUUGGUUGGAACUUCUUUUUAA